Messenger RNA from Chlamydomonas reinhardtii, 4483 nucleotides. RefSeq lists its product as uncharacterized. The record is from RefSeq and is a predicted model, not a curated record. Gene Ontology annotation, molecular function: 5'-3' RNA helicase activity; RNA binding. The coding region runs from base 354 to 3890 and encodes 1178 amino acids. Lineage: Eukaryota; Viridiplantae; Chlorophyta; Chlorophyceae; Chlamydomonadales; Chlamydomonadaceae. The transcript has 19 exons.
CUUAUCUCCACUGCGCUGCGAUAAGUCAGCGCAUAACAACGGCGUUUGGCGCCCCGGGUGCAAGACCCGUGACGGGACCCGUGACGUGAAGUUGCAAUCUUGUCGUACAUUGGACAUGGGCGCGGUGAAAUAUCAUUCGAAGCGCUGGUCUAAGCAUUAACAGCUAGGGCUCAGUAGCAGAGGUUCUGGUGGUCAAGCAUUGGGCUCGAGUCUGGGCAGGUCUGGGCGGCGGGUUGGCUCACAAUAUCAAGCCAUUUGGACAACUCUAGUUUCUAUUCCUUAGAUCAAGUUGGAAAUAAUCCAUCAUCGCCAUAACACACUCAAAAUAUUUUUGCGCCUGCAAAGUAUCACGAAUGGCGGAUGCGGAAGAGGAAGUGCGCGCCAUUGCGAAAGAGUUGGCUCGCAAGCGAGCAACUAAAGGCUCCCAAACUGUGUCGGUUGGCGCGAUCAGAGUGCGGGCCAAGAAAGCGGGCUGCCGCGCGCUGAUGCACAAGUCGAAUGAGGAUGUCAAGGCUUGGCUCGCUGCUCGGCCCGAGGAUUACGUGCUGCUCGGUGGCGACGAGGUGCUGGUGGUGGCGGCGGUGCGGGAGGGCACGGAGCCCUCAGUGCCGCCCGGCACACGCAAGCGCAUCAACAAAGCCGCCAAGCGCUGCCUCCGCUGCGAGACGUGCAACAUCCACACCGACAACGUGCCCGCCAUGCACGCCCACAUCCUCAGCCAGCGCCACCACAACACCGUCUCCCGCCUCACACUCGACGACGUGCAGCGCGUGCUAACCGCAUACCGCACCCGCAACACCGCCGACCUCCAGUUCUGCGAGCUGUGCAGCGAGUGGCUUCCCGGCCCCAACGAGCUGAAGCUGCACCUGCGCUCCCGCUACCACGCGGUACGACAGUGCGCCCUGCUCCUGCGCGGCGGCGACCUGCUGGGUGCCAACGCCGGCGGCGUGGUGGUGUCGGUCCUGCCCGACCCCCUGCCUGCCCUGGAGCCUGGCCAAACCGCCGACUACGCCUUCCGCAUCUCCAACCUCAGCGGCGUCAAGCAGUCCCUGCUGCGCGUGCGGCUGCUGCAGCCCGUGGACGGGGUGCAGCUGAGCGACGCGUACGGCGUCAGCAGCGGGGACGGGGACGGUGCGGGUGUGGGUCUGCCGCACGGGUCCUCGUACGAGGUGGCGGUGCGGCUGGCGCCGCGCUUCCGUGGCGUGAUGCGCGGCGUGGCGGUGUUCGAGUUCGGCAGCGGCGCGCAGGCUGUUCGCGCCAUCCACGCCGUGUGCGCUGACGCGGACACGCAAGCGGAGAUGGAUGCCAAGACGGCGGCCGGCGGCGGCAGUGCGCAGCGGCGCGGCCGCCGCCUCCGCCGGCUGGAGCCGCAGAACCCUGACAUCGUGCCAGGCGAGGCGCCGGCGGGUGCUGACGACCACGGCGCACGCAGCGGCUGCGGCCGGCCGCCGCGCCUGGAGCGGCCCAUCGGCCACCACCCGGUGCCGCGGGACGUGCGGGGCAUGGUGGAGCGGUGCCAGUGGGCGGAGCUGGAGCGGCGGCUGUGUGAGGCGGCGGGCGGCGAGGAGGCGGUGGCGGCGGCGGCGGCGGCGGCCGCGGCGGCGGCGGCGGGCGGCGGCUGCGUGGAGGCGGCGGCGAGGGCGGCGGCGCUCGCGGCACGUAUGCCCAACGUGCGCGCGUACGCGGAGCGGCUCAAGCUGCUGACGUGGCUGGAGGAGCUGCAGCAUGAGGUGGACGUGCGCACGUACGACAUGCGCGAGGCCCGGCUGGAGGAGAUCCCGCGGCGCAGCCUGCUGGCGCUCAAGGUUCCCGGCCUGGCUGAGAACCGGCCGUCGGUGCUUAAGGGCGACUCCAUCUACGUCCGGCCCUCGGACGGCACCAGCGGCGGCCGCGAGUGGGAGGGCAUCGUGCACGUGGUGGAGAGGGAGGAGGUGCUGCUGGGCUUCGCCGCCAGCUUCCGGCACGGCACGUGGGUCAAGGGCCGCGCCUUCGACGUGCGGUUCGCCGUCAACAGGUCGCUCUUCAACAAGCUGCAGGCCGUGCUGUCACGCACCGCCGCCGGCGACCUGAACCCGCUGCUGCUCCUGCCCGGCGGCGCCGCCGCCCCGCGCCUGCCGCCGCCGCCGCGCGACCUGCCCAUCGACGGCCCUGACGUGGACUGGCUCCACCCGCCACCCCUGGAGGAGGAGCGCCGGCGGGGCUCGGUGGCGGGGGCCGGGGGGCUGAUGCCGGCGGCGCCCGUGAGGGCCAAGUGGGGCAACCGGCCGCUGAACGCGGAGCAGCGGCUGGCGGUGCGGGAGGUGGUGCGGGGCGCGCACGCCCCCCUGCCCUACAUCAUCUACGGCCCGCCCGGCACCGGCAAGACCUCCACGCUGGUCGAGGCGGCGGUGCAGCUGCUUCACGCCGCCCCCUCCGCGGUGCUGCUGGCUGUGGCGCCCUCCAACUCCGCCGCCGACCAGCUCAUGCAGCGGCUGCUGGGCGCGGGCCGGCCCAAGAGCGAGAUGAUGCGCGUGUGCGCCUACACGCGCCCGGACAAGGACCUGCCUCCGGACCUGGACGCCCUGCGCGGCACGCCCCAGAUCAACUGGAGCGACGGCGCCGGCGCCUUCCUGCUGCCCAGCAAGGAGCAGCUCACGCGGCCGGGGCUGCGCGUGGUGGUGUGCACCUGCGCCACAGCGACCAUGCUCUACCACGUGGGCCUGCCCUCGGGCCACUUCACCCACCUGCUGCUGGACGAGGCGGGGCACGCCGAGGAGCCGCUGCUGCUGGCGGGUCUGGCGGGGCUGGCGGGGCCCGGCUGCCGCGUGGUCAUGGCGGGCGACCCCCAGCAGCUGGGCCCCGUCAUCCUGUCGCCGCUGGCCAAGCGCCACGGCCUUGACACCUCCCUGCUGGAGCGACUGACAGCCACAGCGCCCUACAGCCGCCGUGAUGCCGCCAAGAUCGGCUCCGCCUCCCCCCGCCUCCCCCCCUACGCCUCCGCCUACCUGACCAAGCUGCUGCACAACUACCGCUCCCACCCCGACCUGCUGGAGCUGCCCAGCGCCGCCUUCUACCACGGCGAGCUGGUGGCGGCGGCGGACCCGGGGGUCACUCACAGCCUGCUGCACUGGGAGCACCUGCCCAACAAGAGGGUGCCGCUGCUGUUCCACCACCUGGUGGGGCGGGACGAGCAGGAGCAGUCCAGCCCCUCCUGGUACAACCUGGACGAGGCCAAGCAGGUGGUUGCGUAUGUCAAGAGCCUGAAGGACAUGCGCCGCAGCAGACUGAACGGCGACGACAUCGGGGUCAUAUCACCCUACCGCAAGCAGGUCCAGCGCAUCCGCGCGCUGCUGCGGGCCGUGGACGACCACAUUAAGGUGGGCAGUGUGGAGGAGUUCCAGGGCCAGGAGCGGCGCGUGAUCAUCAUCUCAACCGUCAGGUCCAGCCGCGAGCACAUGGCGCUGGACGCGCGGCACCGGCUGGGCUUCCUGUGCAACCCCAAGCGCUUCAACGUGGCGCUCACACGAGCCAAGGCGCUGCUGGUGGUGGUGGGCUGUGCGGACGUGCUGGCCACGGACCCCCACUGGGCGGCCUUCCUGCGCCUGGCCCGAGACCACGGCGCAGUCACCGGUCAGGCGCUGCCCGAGCUGCCGCCGGCCCCGGUGUCAGCGGCAGCGGCGGCGGCAGCUGCAGGGGCGGCUGCCAAGGCUGGUGAGGACGAGGACGGCGGCGGCGUGGUCGGGCAGCUGGCUGCAUCGCUGCAGCAGUUGCUGCUGUCUGCUGCGGUGCACGGCGACGGUGCGGGAGGUGCUGUUGGCGGCAGGGGCCUGCUGUCGGAUCUGGAGGAGCAGCUGCGGUGGCUGGGCGGGGGGCUGGAGAUGGAGGGCGGCGAGAUGCGGAGGAUGGAGUAGGGGGUGCGGGGCAGGCGCGUGUUGUGUGGAGCUGUCGGGCUGAGCGGUGUCGCGUAGUGGCAUGGGCUGAUGGACAGAGGUCGCUGGGGAGUCUUUUGCGGGACUGGUUCGCAUGGAGUCAUGGACAUGACGGGACGUUGUGAUAUCAGCGGGUUGGUUGGGAGCAGGCCGUGUGCGAGGGCGGUGGCGGUGUAGGACCCUGGUCGGGCGCAAAAGUGUGGCCGUUUUAGGAAGCAUGGUGAAUGAUGCGCUGUGAUAAGGCCACAUUCACCCCGCUGUGGCUUGUAGGACUCGAUUGCUGCUGACGACUAAGGAUUGGUAGGACCGGUUGGACAUGCCGAUGCCAAGCUGGUCGGGGUGGUGCAGACCGAUGGAGCUGUUGUAACAGCUCGUGCGGUGUGAGGUCAAGCAGUGUGUACAGAGCGGUUUGGCUGGCGUUUUAGGGUGCCAGGGAACCACAAGCGUGGAUGAGGCGGGUCCGAUGCGGCGGACGGCCGAGUGACGGGGUCCCGGAUGCAUGACGCGUGUCGGGUUGUGUCAGAUAGUUCGCCAAGCUGACCCAACAAUUUUGUUGUUGAACACUCAUAAAAAGC